Patiria miniata (bat star) is the source of this 7091-nucleotide messenger RNA. RefSeq names its product treacle protein-like. The record is from RefSeq and is a predicted model, not a curated record. NCBI's taxonomy places the organism in Eukaryota, Metazoa, Echinodermata, Asteroidea, Valvatida, Asterinidae.
CCAUUGGCUAAUCUGGUAUGCUAAUAUUGGUAUGCCGUCAUCGCCGACCAAUAGCGGUUUUUGUUAUUGAAAUCUCGCUAUUAUACGCUGGAUGCUGACUACCUCGGCGAUAUAUUUAUGGUUCACUGGUCAGCCAGCAACUACGUAUAUAUUUUUCGUGAUUGAGAAGUGAAUUGAAACUGAUGUCACCAUGAUGCUUUUACCUACGUAGCCGCCAUACAUGUAUACCAUUUGCAACAAGGUCCAGCAGUAGGCCAUGGAUGAUGGUCGAUGCUUACUGGACGUUAUUGGUGACCCUAUUGCCCUGGAUGAGUUUUUGCAGAAUGAAAGCAGACAGCAGCAGCAGCAGCUGCAGCUGAACCUGUAUAACGAUGCGACAGACAACGAACAGAAUAACUUUCCAUCUAGCCAUCAACUCCUCUCGCCAACUGACCUGAUCUUGCCUCAGAGUGGCCCUCAACCAAGCUACCAGCAAACAUCAGUUUCGACCUCUCACGAGCUUGAUCUUCAAGCCGUAUCAAGUACAACUCAUGGUGACGAUCUCGCCGGGACAGACAGUUCAACCAAGCAGAAUGUUGCGGGAGCUAGCAAUUACGACCCCAGAACAGGGGCACAAACGCAGUUUGUUCAGUUGCUGCAGAGCUCACAAGUUCAGGUUGCACAAUCCUCUGUCGGUUCAAGUGCAAUCCCAGUAGCCACCAUCAAGCCAUAUGCUGAGACACCACCGUUACAGGUUCUGAACAGUGGUUCCAAUGCGACAGGCGCUGUUGUUGAAGACUCUACAGCCCAGAGGGCCCUACAGGGACAGGCUGUCAGCCAAGUCCAGGAACAGCCGGUCAAGGCAGCCCCUGCAGCAGCUCAGACCCCUGGGAGCACCUUGCACUACCUCGCCCCGAACUCCACAAUCAUCGCCAGAAAUGCUGCUGGUCAACCUGUCACACUCUCUAGCACAAUGCUACAGGCUGUGCAAAGCAUGACCCAGUCACUGGGACAGAAUCAGGCAGUGGGACAACCCAUCCAGAUCAUACCGAGCAACCAGAUCAUACAGCAAGGCGGUGCUCUCCCUUCGGGAAGGGUCAUGACCUUAGGUCAGGUCAUCAUCGGAGGAGCCGCUGGUCAGCAAAUUACUUUAGUCCAAGCCCCUCCAAAAGCCGCACCCAAAGUACCUGCCAUGCAGACCAUCAUAGCCGCACCCCAGGUCAUCAAAGGCCCCGCCAACAUACAGCCCAAGCCCGCUGGUGGAACCACAACAAAGACUCCAAUCUCUAUCAGACCGGUGCAAAUUUCGAUUCCCACCCAGGCCCUACAGGCUGGUACAGUUCCCCAGAAUUAUCAGAUCAUCACUCACCCGACCCUGGGGCAACCUGUCAUGGUCUCUACAGCGAGCCAAGACCAGACCCAACAACCACAGGUGGUCCCGCAGUUGCUGCAGCCAGCAGCAGCAACUCAACAGGAGAAUAACAACAGUUCCACACAGCAAACAAGUUUCCGCUUGGUGCAGCACCCAACUUCGGGUCAAAUUCUACAGAUUCCUGCGCAGGCUGUUCAACAAGGUACUUCAAGCACCCCACAGCAGCAGCAGCAGAGCUUUAGAGUAGUUCAACAGCAGUCAACAGGUCAGCCACUCCAAGUUGCAGCAGCACACCCGGAUGGCAACACUCCAGUUCAGCAGACCUAUCAAAUUGUUAACCAACCCACAACAGGACAGGCAAGUGCCUUGACGAAGACCCUUGCCCAUUCACAAGGAACUGUGACAUCACAAACUGGGAUUAUUAUGCCUCAGCAGGCUGUUGUGCUCCAGAAUCAGACUGUCCUAACAAACAGCGGGACCUCCCAAAAAGUGCAUCCAGUCAUUACCAUAGGUACAAGCCAAGGAAACAUCAUUGUGAUGACACAGUCACAGCCAGUUGCCUCCACAACCACAACGCAGUCUGGAAAUGAGGUCGCACCAGAACCUGCCAUUAGUGAGAGCCAGACUGAGUCAGCAAGUAGCAAGACAAAGAAGCCCUCGCGACCUUCGAAGAAGAAGAAAACAAGCACAGACAUAGCCCCUAAGACAGGCGUAGUGGAGAAGGCAUCCCCACUACAAACGUCAGCGCAGGCAAUCCAGCGGGUUCCAACGCAUCAGAAUCCAGCCACAGUUGUCUUGCAGACAGAUUUCACCAUCACUCCGAAUGCGCAGGGUAUACCAACAAUGACUGUCAGUCAAGCUGGCAGUCAAGCUGGCAGUCAGUUAUCCGUGGCUCCUCAAGUCACUCAGUCCGUGUAUCAGGUGAGCCAUAACUCGGUGUCGGUCCAGCAGAAGCAAGCAGAUUCCAAGGCACAGGCCUUGCUGGAUGCUGAUCAGCAGCAGUUUCAGCUCUACCAGAAGGUGUUGAAGUUGCAGCAGGAGAAGCAGCAAGCCCAACAGGUUCAACAACAGCAGCAACAGGCAGGGCAGCAAGUUCAGCCGGCCAGCCAAUCAAUCGGGCAGGUGUCUCAAGGAGCUCAGCAGGCACUACAGCAAGCACUACGACUGUCACAGCAGCAAGCACAGCAGCAAGCACAGCUCUCAGCUCAGCAGGCACAGCUUAAGGCGCAGCUGGCACUCCACCAAGCACCGACAGGGCAGCAACUUUUAAAGUCUGCACCAGGACAAUCAAUGCGACAGGAGCAACAGCAGCAGCAACAGCAGCAGCAAGGGAAUCUGACUGCAAAUCAGCAACAAGCUCAGCAAACUGUUGAACAGGUCCUGCACAGCUCCCAAAUGGCAUACACAUCACAGCAACAGCUUCUUUCGAUGAGUUCGCAAGGUUUGCAGUUACAGACGUCACAGGCACCAUUGAGUCAGCCGCAGACGUCGCAGGCACCAUUGAGUCAGCCACAGACGUCACAGUCCUCCAAGCCAAGUCCAGACCAACAGGCACAAUUACAACAGCAACAACAGCCAUUGCAGCAGCCAAAAUCAGGGUCACGGCAAAUGACUUUUGGGCAAGCCCUGCAGGCCCUCAUCAACCAAAGCGGUAAGGGGCAGCAGAUCACAUCCCAACAGCAACUGCAGCAGUUCAUUCAGGCUAAUCCACAGAUAGUAAAACAACUACAAGUGAUCCUUCAGCAACAGAAGCAGCAGCAGCAACAACAACAGCAGCUGCAACUACAGCAAGAUAGUCAAAGUGCACAGGACUCCCUGCUCCAAGCCUCACAAAGUCAGUCAGGUGAUCCACAAGCAUUAAAUAAUGCCUCAACAGCCCAGCAAAGCCAGGGGACAUCUCAACUUGGAAACAUUAACAACAACAGUGAUCAAUCUCUCAAUCAAACUCAAAUCCAACCAUCCUCUGAGCAAGGGUUCCAAGUCUUGCAACAGACAAGAGUUAACACUGUUCCACAACAACAGAUAGUCAACUCUCAAGGACAGCGACCAUUUGGAGGGCUUGGCUCAGCAGCCAUACAUCUGGCAAGAAUGCGCCAGCAAAAGAUUCAACAGCAGCAGCAGCAGCUGCAACUUCAGCAGCAACAACAAAGCAGUACAUUGUCCCUAGACCAACAAAUGGCAGUCGGGAGUGCCAACUCCCAGCAGACCUUUCCCCAGAGUCAGGCGCAACAGCAAAUCUCACAGGUUACACCGGGCCAACAAUCUAACCUGGAGAAGCAGGACCUAGCUCUGGGUCAGCUUGCCAGCGUGGUUCAGACUCCACAGAGCCUGGAUCAGGCAUCACAAGGAAGCCUCCAAGUCUCACAAGGAAACAUAUUCCAGAUUGGGUCUCAAAGUGCAACCAGUGCCCCUGCGCCUCAAAUGACAGUCCAUCAACAGCUGCAGCAGCAGAGACAGUUGAGUGCUGCCACUGCGGCUGCCACACUGCAAGCGCAGCAAGCACAGACUGGAGUCAACCAGGCAUCCCAGGGUGGCCAUUCCCAGUUGCUGGUAAAUGCACCUGCAGGUAGUCAACAGUUGCAGAGUGUAGAGCAAGGAGCCAAAAAUGCUGCUCAACAAGGGGUGCAGGUGCAACAGCAAGGCCUGCAACAGCAGCAGCAAGGGAUGUUGGUGCAGCAAGGUGGUCACCAGCAGGAAGGGAUACAAGUGCAACAACAAGGGGUGCUGCAGCAACAGCAAGGGAUGCAGGUGCAGACAAAUGUACAGCUGCAAGGUGUCAGCCAGCAACAACAGCAGCAGGUGCAGCAAGGAGUACAGAUGCAACAGCAGCCACAAGGCGGGCAGCAAGGCAGCUCAUCAGGAAUCUCCCAGUUGUCAAGCUCCACCGCCAACACCCGGCAGCAGGUCAUCCAGCAGAUCAGCAUCCAGACCCAGAAGCAGCUGCAGGUCAUCCAGAGCCACAUCCGGCAGGUCAGCGCCAUUGUCAACCCCACGGAGCAACAGAAGAACAUGCUGGCCCAGCUGCAGUCGCUGCAGCAGAAGAUAGUGCAGCAGGCGCGCCAGCAGCUGGCCCAGUACCUGGCCUCGGGAGGGUCGCGGCAACAGAAGUCUGUCUCGGCAUCCCAGUUGGUGACGGCUGCCACCCCAUCGUCCCAGCAGUCCCAGGUUUUAAGCCAGUCCACCCCUGCCUUCUCCUCAGCUCAGCAGCAGUCUGCAGCAGCGGGAUCCAGCCAAGUCCUGUCUCAAUCCCUCGGUGGUAAAGACACGCUGCAACAGCAGCAACAGCAGCAGCAGUUGGCCUCAGCUGUUGCAACAGCGGCAGCGAUACAAGCCUCGCCACAGGGAGCAGCCCAGGCAGGUGGUCCAACCACCAAGCAGCAGCUGAUGGUCAAACAGUUGCAGGAGCACCUCAAGAAGAUGACGCCAGAGCAGCUGCAGCAGUUUUCCAAGCAUCACCAGACGCUGCUGCUCAAGAUGCAAGCACAGGGAAGGAUGAGUGGCAACCAGCCACAGCUGCAGCAGAUCACCCAAAAGGUCAUCACGAGCAGCCCGGCAAAGAAGAACAUCGCCAUCAAGCCGGCAAUCAUGUCCCAGCCGGUCGCCCCCAGGGAGUCCCCCAAGGAGAUCCUCCCUAAGCAGGAGAAGGAGAAACACAAACACAAGUCCAAGCACAAAGACAAGGACAAGGAGAAAGACAAAGAUAAGGACAAAGAAAAGGACAAAGAAAAGGAAAAGGACAAACUAUUCAAAAAACCAAAAGCCACCCCCGUUGCCAAGCAGCUGGCCCAGGACCAGGCCAGCGUGGAGAGGACCGACACCAAGAGACCCUUCACCGUCCCCAGCAAAGCCAUCAAGAGACUGCUGCCGUUCCACUUGUUCCAGGACAACACCGCCACCGACAAGCAGCUUGCCACAACUGACGAAAUUUUUGAAGCCAAAUGCAUCGGCUUGAUGGAGAAGAAACAGCGAAUGCUCAGCAAGUACCAGCUGCUGCUCUACAACGAGAGCAUGAGGCUACGACCGUCGGCAGAGGUGGUGAUGAUUGAGCGGAUGUUCCUCAGCGAUGAGCGCAACAAGCUAGAAGCCGACAAGAAACUCAUCACAGCAAGCCAAGAGCUUCUCAACAGCGUUGCCCCGGUCUCCAACACCUUGACUGUAUCAAUCCCAUCAAGUAAUGUAGGCACCACCACCACUGUGUCAUCGUCUUCAAUCAGACACACGUCAAUUUCCACUACAAUAGUAAAGGCAGGCCAAAAAAUUGAUACCCCUAUUCUUCGCGAGUUGGUGACCUCCCCGUCAAUACCGCAGAACCUCCUCUCGCCCAAGAUAGCGGCCGUCUUGACAGAAGCUGUCGCAAGCAAAAUGGCUUCCACGAGGCGCAGUCUGGACAGUGAGGGCAGCACGACCGCCAGAGAAAACGGGUCCCUGGAAUCGUCCAACUCCGAAAGCGGCGACAGCGUUAAAAACGGCGGCGGCGGGGAUGGUGCCGGGUCCGGGUCGCCCCGGUUACCCCCAAAGAAGCGCAAGAUUGACAUGAGCGCGUACCUGAUUGACGAGCAGGUCUCAUCUGAAGGAGGCGGCAACAUUGAAAACCAUGUCAAGUUAAAACUGAAACGAAAGCCUGCUGUCGAAAUCGAUCCAGAAAUGACCCAGCAUCUUGGCAACAACGUCCCCCCGGCUGGUAGCGACCCCAAGAUUUCCCUUCCGUCCAACCAAAGAAGGAUGGUGCCAAACCGGAGAGCCUCCUUCCACGAGGCCUUUCUGAAAUCCAUCGGAAUGGAAGGGAAGGCGAAGAGCAACAGUGACGCACCGACAAAGGAGGACUUGACAGAGGACAAGGAGAUGGAGGAUGAAGCAGUCGAUGAUUAUAGUGACGAGGACGACGAAAAGAUAUCCGUUGUUGACUUACAAGAGCAAAUGGAGUGUGCCAUCAACAGCAUUUUGGACUUACAACGCCAGGAGUCGCUCUCCAAAAGCCCCGUGCCCAAACUGCAUAAACCUCUUGACAAGGUCCGUACAGUUCAGCCGCCUGUCCCCCAGGCCGGACCCAGCCUGCUCAGAGAGGUACAGGAACUUGGGAGCGACGGGAUGAACUUCGACGACCAGUCGGCGCUCUCUGAAUUAGACUUUGAAAGUCAUCCAAACUCCAUUGAGUACGACCUGGAGCACAUGGGGGACGCCUUCCCGUUUGACGCCGACGACCAGACCCAGUUUAUGCCCGAGCAGAAUGCAGACAUUUUCCACACGGACAUCAGUAGCUCCUCCUACCCACCCGCCCCCGUGACCACGGUAGUCGAUGCAAGCCCGCCCCCGGAGCAAACGAUGAACGAUGACACCGAGUCCAGCCUCAACAACGGCGACGCCUACUCGGCGGUGGACAAGCAGUACCCAUCCUCUGGACGGAUGCAAGAUGGCUACGGAAACAACGACGACGACUCGUCACUGCUAGACGAAAGCUCCGUUGUUGCGCAGUUCCAGAACGAACUGAGCAUGCUCCAGAGUCGGCAGGCCGUAGAGGAGCAGGCAACUCAGGAGGAGUUUCUCGCAGGUGGAGCUUCGGGGGAUGCCAACGCUGCGGAGACGGACCCUGAUCUAGAGGCGGCAGUCAACAGCAUCCUCUUCUGAAGGACGUCAAAUCAAAUCCAUGUCUCGGCCUGUAACUGCACGUGCAGGAAAAGAACCCAAAUUAUAUCACUAGAAUUUGGAAGGUCACAAAAACCUUUGAUUCCCCCCCCCCCCC